GACUUUAUGUAGCUAACUACCACCUAGUUUGUUUUGUUGUAAAGUGUAAACAAAGAAAUUAGCAUACCUAAAUCUAAAUUAAAUAUAUGUCUUAUCGAUAAGGAAAAAAUUUGCGUAACAUAUUUUAUUAAAGAAACAAAUAGUUCGUUGUGAUUGUAUGGUAGGCGCGAGUGAUUAGUGUGAUGUAACUUGUAGGAGCGAAAUAUUUAUAUUUUAUAAUGUCUGAUUUAAAAACUGAGACAAAAAGCGUUGAAACUUGCCCUGUUUCAACCACAAGUGUUGCUCUUGAUGACCACCAAAUUAAGCUUAACAAUGAGUUUAAAAAUCGUUUGCGAAAGUAUAUCAAAAAGCUAGAUGAAAGUGGAACUUCCCUUACAAAAGAAGAAAGCGACAAAAUAGAAUUGGAAACAUUCAAACAAUUAUAUAAACCAAAAUUAGACGGCAAAGAAGAAUCUUACAGAGCUAUUCCGAAGUUUUACUUUAAAUUGCCAAAACCAGACGAUACAUUGGCACAAAAGCUGAGGGAGGAGACAAGAGCUCAGUUUUUACAAAAGAAAAGCAAAGAGCUUCUGGACAAUAACGAAUUGAAACAUCUCUGGAGCUUGCUAGAGAAAUCUAACGGCAGUUAUAGUAUGUCUAACAGUGAAGAUCUUACAUUAGACUAUGUUCAGUUCAAGAAGAUCCGGAAUGAAGCUGGGCCUAAGUAUAGACCUUACUUCAAAGCAGAAGUGUUUGGAAGGCUUCAAGCGGCCGAAGGAGGCAUUGGCCGAGUUCGUGGUGUGUCUCUCUUCAACUACGUCAUGCGCCGUGUGUGGCUCCAGCAAACCAGAAUAGGGUUGUCUCUGUUCGAUGUUACUGGGCAAGGAUACCUCACUGAGCAUGAUUUGGAGAGCUACAUCGCGGAGCUGGUGCCUUCGUUGGCAGCAUUAGACGGACUAAACUCUUCCUUUACCUCGUUCUACGUGUGCACGGCAGCCCGGAAGUUCUUGUUCUUCCUGGACCCGCUACGAAUCGGCCGGGUCCGGAUACGGGACGUCCUCUCAUGCACAUUCCUGGAUGAUCUAUUAGAGCUGAGGGGCGAAGAUUUGCCAAUGGAAUUGCAAGAACAGAACUGGUUCAGCGCUGCGUCCGCUCUUCGCCUUUAUGGACAGUAUCUCAAGCUCGAUAAGGAUCAUAAUGGCAUGCUCAGUAUGGACGAGCUAGCUGGCUACGGCUCCGGCACACUGACCCGGGUGUUUCUCCAGCGCGUGUUCCAACAAUGUCUCACCUACGACGGAGAGAUCGACUACAAGACUUACCUGGACCUGGUGCUGGCUCUUGAGAACAGAAGGCAGCCCGCGGCGCUCGCUUACUUGUUCCGAGUGCUGGACAUCAACUCGCAGGGAUACUUGGACGCGUUCACACUGAACUACUUCUUCAGGGGUAUCCAAGAGCAGAUGAUAGAACACGGAGCUGAGCCUGUCAACUUCGAAGACGUGAAGGAUGAGAUCUUCGACAUGAUCCGUCCAGAAAACCCGACACGAAUCACUCUGCAUGACUUGAUUAGAAGUGGCCGAGGGCAUACGGCGCUGUCCAUCCUACUGGAGCUGCAUAGCUUCUGGGCUUACGAGAACAGAGAGGUGUUGGCUGCUGAUCACUCUUAAGGAUGUGCUUGAUUACCAUCUCUUUAUCCGCGGAUUUCCGGGAGUGAAAAAAUCUGUAUCUCUAGUAAUAGAUCCGAUCGAUUCUUACUAUUAAAAUUUAUAAUUUUUUAA
Messenger RNA from Leptidea sinapis, 1754 nucleotides. RefSeq names its product serine/threonine-protein phosphatase 2A regulatory subunit B'' subunit gamma-like. Gene Ontology annotation, biological process: T cell homeostasis; cortical cytoskeleton organization; B cell homeostasis. Bases 219 to 1643 code for a protein of 474 amino acids. The transcript has 7 exons. Gene Ontology annotation, cellular component: centrosome; spindle. The record is from RefSeq and is a predicted model, not a curated record. Lineage: Eukaryota; Metazoa; Arthropoda; Insecta; Lepidoptera; Pieridae.